GGUGCGGCGAGAGCCAGCGGGGCCAGGAGGCUCGUUCCAGACCCGAGAGGCGAGCGGGGCGGCAUCUCCGGGUCGCCGCACAGACACUCGGGCGCCCUCCUCGAGUCCCAGCUCCAGCCCCUCCGGCCAGCAUGAGGCUUCUGACGGCCGCGCUGCUUCUGCUGCUCCUGGCGCUGUGCGCCGCGCGCGUGGACGGGUCGAAAUGCAAGUGCUCCCGAAAGGGGCCCAAGAUCCGCUACAGCGACGUGAAGAAGCUGGAGAUGAAGCCAAAGUACCCGCACUGCGAGGAGAAGAUGCUUAUCAUCACCACCAAGAGCGUAUCCAGGUACCGGGGUCAGGAGCACUGCCUGCACCCCAAGCUGCAGAGCACCAAGCGGUUCAUCAAGUGGUACAACGCCUGGAAUGAGAAGCGCAGGGUCUACGAAGAAUAGGGUGAAAAGUCCGAUGGGAAAACUUCACACCGGUUGGGAUACGAGCAAAAGACUUUGCAGAUU
Molecule: messenger RNA, 494 nt
Organism: Talpa occidentalis (Iberian mole)
Lineage: Eukaryota; Metazoa; Chordata; Mammalia; Eulipotyphla; Talpidae
Gene: CXCL14
Product: C-X-C motif chemokine ligand 14
Exons: 4
Coding region: 132-431 (99 amino acids)
Biological process (GO): antimicrobial humoral immune response mediated by antimicrobial peptide; cell chemotaxis
Cellular component (GO): extracellular region
Molecular function (GO): chemokine activity
Source: RefSeq, a predicted model, not a curated record